Molecule: messenger RNA, 2522 nt
Organism: Durio zibethinus
Lineage: Eukaryota; Viridiplantae; Streptophyta; Magnoliopsida; Malvales; Malvaceae
Product: BTB/POZ domain-containing protein At2g13690-like
Source: RefSeq, a predicted model, not a curated record
UUUCUCCGUCAGAAAACACAGAGCAAAAAGGAAAAAAAGAAAAGUGAGAGACAAUGUUUGCACUCCGCUGCUUUCUUGAUUCUCAACUCGGCUCCUGACUCGUUCUUCUCCUAACUUGGUUUUCUUUGACUCAGUUUUUAACUCGAGUCUUUUCACCAUGGACGAUCGUACUCGUCUGAGACAUUGCUCUCGCCGCCGGUGGUGUUGCACGUUCAAUGUGCCUCCGUCGAGUCCUGAAAACCCUCAUUUGUCGCAGCAUUACCGUAACAAUAACAGCAACUGCAAAACCAAAGUCGGUCCACAAAAGGCUGACUUUCUCUCCAAACUCACAAUCCCCAACUCUGUCCCCAACUCACCCCAAAGUUCAAAAUCCGGGUUAACUCUAGUGAGUCGGAUCGACCGGCGUAGGAUCCUUUCACCCGGCCGAGUCUCCCCCAUAGACCACAACGAUUCCUUGGAAGAAGAUCACCACUCUUCGCGCGCCACCCCAUCCGCCGCCGCAGUUGAUUCCAUACCCAGACGAUCGCGGAGUUUUCGGGCCAAAAUAGAGAGCCCGGAUACUCAUCCGGGUGGGGAUCAAGGUCGGGUGGAAGGAGGGAGAGUAGGAGCGUACGAUGUGAGGCUGAAUUUGAAAGGAAAAAAUGGUGGGUUUUUGGUGCUGGAGCUGAAUUCGGGUGUUUUGGCUUCGAAUUCAGAAGUUUUUGCGGGUUUGAUUGUUGCAGGUUCUUUGGGGAAGAGAAUGUGUAGAAUAGAGGUUCCUGAGGUGGAAAAUUUAGGGGUUUUUAGAGAAACCCUUGAGCUUAUGUUUGAAGAAGAUAUAGCCAAGAGGCUUGUCAAAAUUGGGGUUUAUAGAGCUAUUGAUAUACUUGAGGUAUCGGCGACCAUUAUGUUUAGCAGAGGUGUUUUGUCUUGUCUAAAGUACCUAGAAGCUGUUCCUUGGACUGAGGAAGAAGAAGAAAAAUUAAGGAGCCUGUUUACAAGGUUCAAGUUUGAUGACCCAACAAGUAGAGAUAUCUUGGGUAGACUAUAUUCUCAGCAAUCAACAGAUACCCACCAAAAUUUAUCCAGGCAUCUUCUUUCAUCCAUCACCACCUGCUCUGAUGCCAAUGCAAGAAAUGAGCUGAAGUCACUGGUGAAGGGUCUCCUCUGCAAAAGCUCAGUCUAUGAGAAGGAGCAACCUGAUGUCAACAAGGAGGAUUUCUAUGCUGUUUGCCAAUCUUGUGUGAGUGUGCUAGUCAACCUCUUUGAGGAGGCCUCCGAUGCUAUACCCUAUGAAAGAAUGGCCCAAAAGGAGAUGGGUAAGCCUCUAAUUGAACGCAUCUCCAGACAGGUGGAUAAUAUCAAUUGGCUGUUAGAGAUCCUGCUUGAUCGACAGAUAGCGGAGGAAUUUGUGGAUCAGUGGGCCCAUCAAGGGAAUUUGCUUAAAAUGCAUGAGAGAGCAUCUCCCAUGGUUAGGUAUGAGCUAAGCCGUGUUUCUGCAAUUUUGUUCAUUGCAAUGGGUACAAGAAAACUGCACUGCCGUUCAGAUGCCAGGUCAGCGCUUCUCCUAGCAUGGUUUGGCCCAAUGUUAUUGGACUUUGGUUGGCUUCAAAGAUGCAGAAAGGGGCUUGACAUGAAGGCACUGGAGGAAGCUAUGGGUCAAACCCUCCUUACACUUCCUUUGAAGCAACAGUAUGUUCUGUUUAUGGAGUGGUUCCGAUGUUUCUCUAUGCAUGGCACUGAAUGUCCUAAUCUCAGCAAGGCCUUCCAGAUUUGGUGGCGCAGAUCUUUCCUUAGGGGCUCUGAAACAUAUGCCAUUGAAUCUAGGUAAUUGAGUAAUAUUCUUUUAAUAUUGUUUCCCACUUGUGUGUGAUAUUGCGAUAGCGUAGCAUGAAAGAUUCACAAACAUCUGUAAGAAGUGAAUAAUGUAGAAUCUAUGUAGAAUUGUUGUAAUCACUUUAACCUGUAAGAUGAAAAUGGCAUCCUAUUUUCUGGGAAACGAUGCUUGUCUUUUAUAUAUGCCGACAAGGAUGCCGUUGUCAAGUUAGAGAGAAGGAAAUACAAUAAGAUGCAGGUUAAGACUAACCUAAAAACUACAGAAACUUCUUCUGGUUUCCAAGAAUAGUGAUCUUGAGGUGUUUUUAUAGUAGAAUUUAUACUUUGUAGUUGAUCAAAGGAUCAAAGGUGCAAGGUUAGGAAUGAUAUAUGAUUCAUUUCAUUUUAAUUGGCAUUGUCCCGAUCUUACCAACUAAAAAUAACAGAGAUUUACAAGAUUUAAAAGAGGCAGGAUAGUUGGUAUGGCUUAAGUGUAUUAUUCAUUAGUGAUUAAUAGACACAGGUUCAAACAUGUUUAAAACCAUCAGAGAGUCGGUCCUUAGCUUAAUUAGGGCAAGGAUAAUGUCGGCAAAUUCACUUGAAUCAAAUAUAGAGAAGAGUUGGGUUCCAAUAUCGUUUUCUCAUAUAUAUUAAGCCGAUUUGAACUUGGAAGACGUCUUUUGUGGACUAUCGUUUAACCUCCAUUGACUUCGGAUAAAUGGCUCAUA